AUGAAGCUGCUGCUCAAGCUCAAGCACUACUUCAUCCUGAGCUGCAAGGGUAAGGGCGCGGACAAGUGGAGCACGUUGCAUCGACGAGGGGAGGGCCUGCUCUCUUCCUUCUCUGGAGACAUCGCGUCGGUCGUGGAGCCUGGACACGAGGACGAGGCCGCAGCCGAGCGAUCCAUCCGCGACCAGGUGGGCGGCAUCACUGCACCGAGCCGCGGCUUGUCGGCCUCAUCACUGCAGGCCGAGAAGCGGUUGAGCGAUCUUCGGGCAGUCAUGGACGAAUUGGGCCGACUGCUGACCAAGAUGGAAGAUAUCGUGAUCGCGGCCAAGCGCACGGCCGGCAGCUACAGAUCGCAGCAAUCGGUGAUGGACCGCCUGCACCUGAUGGCCGAAUGCCUUGGCCUCCACCAAUCCGAGUACGAACUCAAGGAGAGCAUAGUGGGCUCGCUGACCUUUUCGAUGUCCUCGCUCACGCUGACCACCCACCUUAUGGCCUGGAAGGCCAAGCCCUUCGCCGGCGAGUGGCAACGCACCGCCGCUUCCGUGGGCUCCUCUUGA
Molecule: messenger RNA, 555 nt
Organism: Acanthamoeba castellanii str. Neff
Lineage: Eukaryota; Discosea; Longamoebia; Acanthamoebidae
Exons: 7
Coding region: 1-555 (184 amino acids)
Source: RefSeq, a predicted model, not a curated record